Protobothrops mucrosquamatus (brown spotted pit viper) is the source of this 1788-nucleotide messenger RNA. Its product is annotated as nuclear receptor corepressor 1-like. Gene Ontology annotation, biological process: negative regulation of transcription by RNA polymerase II. The annotation marks the transcript as partial. The record is from RefSeq and is a predicted model, not a curated record. NCBI's taxonomy places the organism in Eukaryota, Metazoa, Chordata, Lepidosauria, Squamata, Viperidae. The transcript is spliced from 10 exons. Gene Ontology annotation, molecular function: nuclear thyroid hormone receptor binding; transcription corepressor activity.
UUUCCCUGCCGUACAUCAAGCAAGAGGAAUUUUCACCCCGGAGCCAAAACUCGCAGCCCGAAGGCCUGUUGGUAAGAGCUCAGCACGAAGGAGUCGUUCGAGGUACAACCACCAUCCAGGAAGGAAGCAUCACCCGAGGGACCCCCACCAGCAAACUUUCCAUGGAAGCGAUGCCUGCUUUGCGUGGCUCCAUCACUCAGGGAACCCCGGCCUUGUCCCAGCCUGGAAUUGCAGCGGACGUUCUGCUCAAAGGCACCAUCACCCGUCUGGCUACGGAGGACAGCAGUCCGGAGAAGAGCCGAGAAGAGAUGGCCACCUCCAAAGGCCACGUCAUUUACGAGGGGAAGAGCGGCCACAUCAUUACCUACGAUGCCAUCAAGAACGUCCGGGAAGGAACGCGGAGCCCAAGGACCGCUCACGACAUGGGCCUCAAACGGACCUAUGAAGCCAUGGAAGGAAACAUCAAGCAGGCAAUGUCAAUGCGAGAAUCUCCCGUCUCGACGCCUUUAGAAGGCUUAAUCUGCCGGGCUGUGCCUCAAGGCAGCCCCCACUCCGACAUGAAGGAGAGGACUGUGUUGGCGGGCUCAAUAAUGCAAGGCACCCCGCGAUCGACCGCCGAGAGCUACGACAUCGGGCUGAAGUACCCGAAGAUCAAGAGGGAGUCUCCCCCCAUGAGGACCUUUGAGGGAGCCAUCACCAAGGGGAAGCCCUACGAUGCGGUCACCACCAUCAAGGAGAUGGGGCGCUCCGUCCACGAAAUCCCCCGGCAGGACCUGUUGAAUCAAGAAAGCCAGAAGGCCCCCGACCUCGUCCCUCACGUCCGCCCCAUCAUUGAAGGAUCCAUCUCCCAGGGGACGCCCAUCAAAUACGAGAGCAGCUCCUGCCAGUCGGCCAUCAAGCACAACGUCAAGUCCCUGAUCACCGGGCCCAGCAAACUCUCGCGAGGCCUCCCGCCCAUGGAGAUGGUCCCCGAGAACAUGAAGGUGGUGGAACGCGGGAAGCACGAAGACCCCAAGGCUGGAGAGAUCCGCUCUCGCCACACCUCGGUGGUCAGCUCGGGGCCCUCCGUCCUGCGGUCCACGCUCCACGAGGCUCCCAAGUCCCAAGUCAGUCCUGGGAUCUACGAGGACCCCAAUGCCAGGAGGACCCCGGUGGGCUAUCAAAGCCUGUCCAGAAGUUCACCCAUGAUGAACCGCGGCGAAGGUAGGUCCCUUUCCUCAGCGAAGCCUAUGAAUCACGAGAGGAAGUCCACCUUGACGCCAACGCAAAGGGAGAGCGUCCCGGCCAAAUCUCCGGUCCCGGGGGUCGACCCGGUGGUCACGCACAGCCCCUUCGACCCCCACCACCGAGGGGCUGCCCCCGAGGUCUACAGGAGCCAUCUUUCUCCUCACCUGGACCCCACCAUACAGUUCCACAGAGCCUUGGAUCCCGCGACCGCCUACAUGUUCCAGCGGCAGCUCUCGCCCACCCCCGGCUACCCCAGCCAAUACCAGCUUUACGCCAUGGAGAACACGCGGCAGACCAUCCUCAACGACUACAUCACCUCCCAGCAGAUGCAGGUCAACUUGCGGCCGGACAUUGCGCGAGGCCUGUCCCCACGGGAGCAGACCUUGGCUCUUCCUUACGCAGGUGCCCGAGGAAUCAUCGACCUGAACAGCAUGGCGCCCACCAUCUUGGUGCCCCACCCCGGAGGGCCGAGUACGCCCCCGAUGGAGAGGAUCACCUACAUUCCGGGCACUCAGCUGGCGUUCCCCACCAGGCCUUACAACCCACCUUCCAUGUCUCCAG